Messenger RNA from Calidris pugnax (ruff), 2206 nucleotides. Its product is annotated as sulfotransferase family cytosolic 2B member 1-like. The transcript is spliced from 8 exons. Gene Ontology annotation, biological process: sulfation. Gene Ontology annotation, molecular function: sulfotransferase activity. Lineage: Eukaryota; Metazoa; Chordata; Aves; Charadriiformes; Scolopacidae. The coding region runs from base 936 to 1829 and encodes 297 amino acids. Gene Ontology annotation, cellular component: cytoplasm. The record is from RefSeq and is a predicted model, not a curated record.
UUUACCUCAUCACUGUGUUUUAAAAGGUUAGCGUGCAUUCAUUCCUUCUUAUCUUUUAAAUAUAGAUUAAUUGCUAUUAAUUCUGAGAUGACCAGACUGAUUUGGAAUUGUUGCAUGUUAAUAUUUUUAAUGCUUGACAUUCUUUAUUUUUCCAGGCUUUCCCAUAAAGUUUAGCUUGAAUGCCCUGCCUGCAGUUUAAAAUCUUUUUUUUUUUUUUUGCCUUUUUCCCCAGUAGCAUGGAUAUUAUUUAAAAAAAACCCAACUUUAAAAUAUCUAAAACAAUAUACUUUUUUUCUGUUUUUCUCCAGAUCUUAACUAACCAAACACUGCUUAUAAUGUUUAAUGCCUUUUAACAUGAUGAAAUAUGAAUUUCUGAAAUACAGAUGAUGCCAUUUUUAACUAACAGUUCACCCAUGUCAAGGCCUUUACGAACAUAUUUGUUAUCUAAUUUUUAAUAAUUAUUUAAGCCAGUAUGCUUACUUUGUGGAGGCAGGGAAGCCUACAGUUAUCUCCUAAGUGUUGAUUAUAAAACACCAGAUAGAUUUCUUCUAGGUUCAUUCUGAAAAUUACAGCUACCCGCUCGGAUUGCAAAGAAAAAAAAAAAUUUGGCAAUAAUUUGAGGUUUUCCCUGUAGUUUUUAGUUUUGCUUAACUGAUUUCUUAACUGGAAGCAGGGAAGGUGAUGGGUUAAUUUAAAUUCCUAUUCCACUGUUGACCUGCUGCCCGGGGUUCCUGGAACCUCUGAGGACCUGCAGCUCCUGGAGCAGAGCAAGGCUGGCUUUUGGCUACCAGACAAGGAAGCUCUACCUCCUGUCCCCCUGACUGGCCAGACAUCCUGCAAAGAUGGCUGCUUGCCACCCCUCCAAGCUGUGAGGACAGUGGCGCAGAGCUGCCUCACCUCAUCCUCAUCCUCAUCCCCAUCCCCACCCCGGCGCGAUGCCGGUCCAGUACGUGACGUACGAAGGCAUUAAGUUCCCCCCCGCCUACAACUCCGAGCAGAGCUUGAGUUUUGCCCACAAUGAAUUCCUGGUGCGGGACGAUGACAUCUUCAAUGUCACCUACCCCAAGUCUGGCCAGGUCCACUGCCCUACGUCUCUGGCAGGCACCGUGUGGAUGACUGAGAUCCUGAGCCUCAUUUGCAGCCAUGGCUGCCCCAGCUGGAGCCGAGGUGUCCUCAAUUCUGACCGCAUGCCCUGGUUCUCAACCCGACUGGGUCUGGAGUCAGCCCUCAGCUACCCUUCACCUCGCUUGCUGACCUGCCAUCUCCCCAGGCACAUCUUCCCCAAGUCCUUCUCCCACUCCAGUGCCAAGGUUAUUUACACCCUACGGGAUCCUCGAGAUGUUGUUGUAUCCUACUACUACUUCUCCAAGAUGUGCAACAGCUAUGAGGAUCCCACGUCCUUUGAACAGUUCUUGGGGGACUUUCUGAGUGGAGAGUUGCCCCAUGGCUCCUGGUUCGAACAUGUCCAAGGCUGGAUGGAGAUGAAGGACAUGGAGAAUUUCUUCUUCAUCACCUAUGAAGAGCUGAAGCAGGACCUGCAUGGCAGUGUGAGACGUCUCUGCCAGUUCCUGGGGCAGGAUUUGGAUGAGGAGGCCAUCUCCUCAGUGGUACAAAAUGCCUCCUUCACAGCCAUGCGGGAGAACCCAAUGUGCAGCUCCAUCCUGCUCCCUGCAGACAUCAUGGACCAGACAAAGGGCCAGUUCCUGAGGAAGGGCAUCUGUGGGGACUGGGAGAACCAUUUCACAGUGGCGCAGAGCGAAACCUUCAACAAGAUCUACCAAGAGAGGAUGCAAGGGCUGAACAUGAAAUUUCCUUGGGACAGGCAUUAGGAUUCAUCCUUAUCUGAAGCCAGCUGAGAACCGGGUAUAAACCAGCCACCGACAACCGGGGUAACUGGCUGCUGUUGGACAGAGAGGGUUGUACCCAGGGCUGAAAAUGGUGCAAGCAAUUAACAGCAGCGUGCAAGCAAUAUUUAUCAAAUCAUAGCAUCAUAGAAUCAUUUAGAUUGGAAAAGACUGUUAAGAUCAUCGAGUCCCACCAUCAGCCUAACACUGGCGAGGUACCACUGCACCAUGUCCCGAAGUGCCACAUCUACACGUCUUCUAAACACCUCCCGGGAUGGUCACUCAACCACUUCCCUGGGCAGCCCAUUCCAGUGCUUGAUAACCCUUCCAGUGAAUAAAUUUUUCCUACUAUCCAUCCUAAA